AUGGCUUUUUCUGCAUCCCUUUUGCAAUUCAGCUGCGUUUCUCUUCUCGACAGUAAUCUGAAUAAUCCCAUUUCAUCACCUUUCUCUGGGUUCCCCAAAACCCUCUUUGGUUCUGGUGUUUCCCUCAAACUCAAAGGGAGUUCAGUGUGUGUGAGAAGAGGAGUGAGAGGUGGAAGUGUCAGUGUGAAUGCCUCUUUGGUGGAGGCUCCAGUUUUGUGGGCUGGAAGAAUAUGCAUCUUCUAUGCCCUUCUUAAGGCUGGCUUGGCUGGAUCUCAAGCCAAUCCACUUGUCUCAGAUUUGGAAAUUGGAGAGGGUAAUAAUGAAUCUGAUGAAGCUGGUGCUGCUGACUUGGGUUUCUCUAAAUGGGCCCACACGAUACUAGGAAAACCAGCAAAGGAAGCUGCUAAUGGAAGGAAAUUGGUUAGCAAAUGGCAUCCCACCACAAAGGGUACACUUAGAAGGAACUAUAGAGUCCCAUCCAAGUCCGAGGGGAGACGACUUCUUAAAGCUAUUGCAUCUCUAUUAUCAGAUGAUGACCACUUUGUUGAUGCCACCUCUCACAAGGGUUGCCAAAUCCGAAGGGAAAGUGCACAUGGAGAAAGUGUAUGUUGCAACAAUGUGAGAGCUCUUUUUGAUGAGCUUCCAACUCCUCAUAUCAUUGUGGAAAUCACCCCUUUUCCUGCUGGACCCCUAACUGACAAGGACUAUGUCAAAGCUGAGAAGCUUGAGAAGACUCUCAGAUCUAGUCCUUCUGUUUGA
Sphenostylis stenocarpa is the source of this 759-nucleotide messenger RNA. NCBI's taxonomy places the organism in Eukaryota, Viridiplantae, Streptophyta, Magnoliopsida, Fabales, Fabaceae. The record is from the annotation of a GenBank genome assembly.